CGCACUGCACAAACUGUCAAUGAUCACCGCGCAUCAGAAAACGCCGAAAAACAAUCUCCAUUCUUUCAUUCGCAUUGAGAAUUGAAUUUGCUCUUUGAUUAUUACUUUUAUUUAGCCAAAAUUCGUGUUUUGAAUCCGUUAUUCGAACCGACCAAUCAAAUGAACGCAGCGUCUGCUAAACAGAACUCGAGCGGUUCCGAAAGUGACCACUCGACAGACGAAAUCUGGGACGACACGUUAAUUAUACGUAAAUAUGAUGAAUCGCUAGCCAUGGUCAAGGAAGAGGUCGCUAAGCGGUUGGCUAUGAAAACUAACAAAAAAAUGUUAGCAGCUAAAGUCGCUGCGUCCUCCGGACAGCAGGCCGAAUCUGGCGGAAAUGAAGAAGCCGCUGCAGUGAAAGACGAGCAGCCUUCCGAAGAAGGCGCCACAGCUGCAGAGAAAGGUUCUAGUGAAAUUGAUGAAAAAGCUGUGUUCAAGCCGGGGGAGUAUUACCGUGCCACGUACGAUGAUGGCGUCGACUAUGAGAUUAAAAUACUGGCUGUGAAGGAGGGCGAAGCCCUUAUUCGCUACAUUGGCUAUAACAAUGAACAGACGGUUCCGGUGGAGAACCUGGUUCCUUCUUGGGGUCGUAAAGCCCGCCGUAAGCAGCGUGAGGACGCGGCAGAAUUGGCUGUAGAAGACGAUCAACACCAGCAGAUGGAGAUAAGCGACGAUGAAGAAAAGCUUACUAGAAAAGCAAGCAAAAUUCGGAUCAACUACAGCCCGAACUUUCGGAUGCCAAAGGCGGGCCCGUCCACGAUGCCAGCUGCCGGUUACAGUGCCGGACCGAUGGGAAUGGGUGCUUCCUUUAUGGUACCGCCGCCACCGCCAAUGCCUCCGAUGCUAGAGGAUGAGGACGAUCUCGAGUCAGAAAAUCUCUCGGCCAUGCUUAUGUCCUGGUACAUGAGCGGCUAUUACACAGGACUUUACCACGGACAGAAGAUGUCGCAGAAGCGAGCAAGACCAUCUUAGUGAGGAGGGUAAUUUUUUGUUGAGGUAUUCUAUUUUUGACUUAUAUUACUUUUAGCUUGUAAGGAUCCUUCUUUUCGUUCGUUUGUAAAACAAGCGGAGUUCGUAAUGAAUUUCGCUUUUUUACUGAUCAGGAAUUUGAAUAUUUUAAGUUCCGCAAAAUAAUUUAACAAAAUGAGAGAUAAUAAAAACACGGUUGUUCAUAGAA
Molecule: messenger RNA, 1216 nt
Organism: Wyeomyia smithii (pitcher-plant mosquito)
Lineage: Eukaryota; Metazoa; Arthropoda; Insecta; Diptera; Culicidae
Gene: Smn
Product: survival motor neuron protein
Exons: 2
Coding region: 160-1011 (283 amino acids)
Source: RefSeq, a predicted model, not a curated record